Triticum turgidum subsp. durum (durum wheat) is the source of this 1215-nucleotide messenger RNA. The record is from the annotation of a GenBank genome assembly. Lineage: Eukaryota; Viridiplantae; Streptophyta; Magnoliopsida; Poales; Poaceae.
AUGGAAGCGGUUCCUCCAUCCGCGGCUAUGCAGGGCGCGCCCAUGCCUACACAGCCUGAAGGCUGGGGCGAGCUGCCAUGUGAUCUGAUAAAGCGGAUUGUCAAGGAUUAUCUGUCUUGUGGAAUCGACAGACUACGCCUCUCAUGGAUCAACCCGCACUGGGGCAAGACCAUCUGCGAUAUGAAGCUGCCAGAACUGCCGUGGAUGUUCCUUCCUUCAAGCAGCACUCCGAUGUUUUUCGAACCUGUGACUCGGUGCCUGCACAAGAUCUGGCUUCCGGCUGCACUUAAGAGUGGGCGGCUGUGUGGGUCACGGGGGCCAUGGGUAUUCAUCAGUACUAAGGACCCGGAGCCACAAUUCACUCUAUACAACCUAUGCAAUGGAGAGAAGAGAGGUCGCAUUGACCUGCCGUUGACGAUACUGGACAAGCAAGGGGUGACUCGCUGCGCCAGGGUUGAGAUGGCAGCCCUCUCACUCCCCCCUUCAACCGCUGGGUACACGGUGGCUGCCGUGGUACACAUUGGCCAAUCCCUUGAUUACACCAUAGCGACGUGGGAGUUCAAGGAGGAUCACUGGACCGAGAUUGGGAGUGCAGCAGACAGGGUGCUGGACAUUUUGUUCUAUCAGGGCUCCUUCCACUUCCUCACGUCCAAUGAAGAUCUCAUCAGGCUUGUUCCGGAGGGCCCCUCCUUCAGAAUGGUGAGGUAUCAUGUUGAGUUACGCUCGAGCAAACCGCUGGAUGAUCUCUAUGAAGCUCAGGAUGGUACCAUGCUGAGGAGGUACCUGGUGGAGUCCACAGCAGGACAUCUUCUGUUUGCCGUGAAGAAGACUCAUUGUAGCAAGAGGACGGUUGAUAUCAAAGUUUUCCGUCUGUCUGUUGACGAUGCCGGCCAGGCCACAUGGGUCCACUACAAGAACACAGCGGGUGAAAUGAUUUACCUAGGUCAGGCUUCUUCCAUAUCAUGUGUCACUCAGUCUGAGCCCACUAUCCAUUUUCUUGAUGACCGUCUGGUGAAGAGCGAGGAUGAGGCGGAUCGCUACCACAGGAGGGACAUGGGAGGGUUGCGACCCCAUGUCCUCCAGGUUAGUUGGUACAGUUACCGAACACCAAACGAGGAAUCCAGGUUCAGCUAUCGAGCACCAGAUGACAUAGGAGCGACUGACGUACCAACACCGGUUUGGUGCGAGCCCCAGUCUGAUGGAUUUACCAUGUGA